AGACGGGGAACAUUUCACUUUCACUUAAUUAAUAGCCAGAGAUGACAUCCUGAUUGUGUUUCGUAGAUUGCACGAAGACAAUCAAACAAUACAUGGACACUACGGGCGCUGUGCCAGCCAUUUUCCUCCAAAUUUCUGUCAUGUCUCUAACACUGAAGGAGGCAUAAUGAAUAUGGAAGAUGAGAUGCUGCUCGUCUCAUCUCCUAGUCCCGGCUAUCAUGUUCCCGACCAUCUUCUUGAGAGCACAAGUUGUGCAAUAGAUGAAGACGAUAUGCUGCUGUUCUCUAAAUCAGCAGAUCCUCUAGUCAAGGGGUCUUUCGCUGAACCGGACCUCGAUGGACUUGAUGGUGAGCCUAAUCAGAGCGAAUCUUCGCGAAUGGACUUGGAUCCCAUAAUACAGCCUUUGGAUCUUCGCGAUGAAGCUCUUCUCCAUGUCUCCAACGAUGAUGCUCAGGGUGAACCUUUGCGGAUGGACUUGGAACCCGUGAUACACUCGUCGGAUCUCCCUGAUGACGCUGUUCCCCACGUCUCCAACGCUGAUGCUCAGGAUGAAUCACCGAUUUCGGACGACAAUUCAGACUCCGUUUGGAGCUCACAAAACACCUCUUCUUUUGCCUUUAGUCAGGACAAUGUCUAUCACGGAAGCAUCUGCAGCGAUGAAGAGGCUUUACUCUUCGAUUCCCCGAGUUCUUUCUUCUUGCAUUCCAAGUCUCCUGCUUCUGAAAAUAACGCUCAUUCGUAUGAAGCCUCCGAAAACCACCCCGAAAUUCAAAAUCUUCUACGGGCCAUGAAUCAAUCUCUAAAACUUUCUUUGGGGGUUACUGGCGGAAGCGUGGAGCAAUCGUUAUCAGUGUCAGAUGCUGCUAGCCCUGUGGAAACCGGCACUGCGAGCACCUUCUUGCAGCUGCAAGACGGGACUCAUGACCACGACGCUGUCGCGGAACGAAUACGCAGCGUGCUCAGUGGCGUCGCCCUCCAGAAUUCGAGAAGUGAAUCCCCUUCAAUAUUCCUAAAGAGCAGAAAGGAGCCUCAACAAGGAGACACAAACAACGCAGAUCCUCCAUCAGGCCUUGCCAAUCAAUUGUCAUACAGAACAAUAUGUCUACGCACAUCUUCGCUUCCUAGAACGGAAAGAUUUGUCACAUUAGUGCUGGUACUCUCGCAAAUCUUAAUGUGCAUACAGGGCAAUAUCGUCCUGUCGAAAAGAGACAUCUACUACCGACAUCCGGACAUCUUCCGAACUCAAUCCACCGUGGAUCGUAUCAUCGACGAUGUAUCAUUCUCUCUGGACGUCCCUCGACACUUGUUGCAUAUUACUGCCGCAGCCAAAGGUCUGGCUCUUGGAGCUUGCAGACUCGAAAGCGGCUUCGGAAGCAGUUCGAAAUUUUCCAAUAAAGAGGGCACCUUGCUCCACCGAGUCAAAGACAACGAGGGGCUGUAUUGCCCCGAUGUUAAGUGGAUCAUUGUUGUUGAGAAAGAGGCUUCCUUUCGUUCACUGGCAGAGUCAUGGCUGGGGUCUAUAGCAAUCCAGGAAGGGCUAAUCAUAACCGCCAAGGGCUAUCCGGACAUCGCCACUCGAUCAUUCCUUCGGAAAGUAGUGGAUGUCAAAAGUCAGUGCGGAGAUGGCACCGUGCCAACGUAUGCCCUUGUCGAUUUCGAUCCCGAUGGCAUAUCGAUAUACCUGACCUACAAGUACGGCUCUCGAGCUCUUUCUCAUCUCAACAGUGAGCUCAACGUAGCAUCUCUACGAUGGAUGGGGCCGACGGGUAGCGAUGUCGUCGCGUCAGGCGCCGAGCAUGGUGACGAUCUGCUCAGCCUCACAGAACGCGACCGACGAAGAGUGAGGUGUCUAUUGGGGCGAAAAGAGCUUGACCAAGACAAUACCGAGCAGGAUCUGAGGAGAGAGUUGCAGGUUAUGUUGCUCCUCAACGUGAAGGCCGAGAUACAAUGCUUAGAUCGUGGGCACAAGGGGGUUGCUAAUUGGGUAUCAGAGCGCAUGAAGCAGCGAUAAAAUACCAUCAACCAAUAUUGAAUGCUCUCAAGUUAACCCUUGGCACGAAUCAGCUCACCACAUAGGGCGUCGAACUCCAUCUGGUCGGCGGCUGCAGCCGCACGUAUCUUCCGCUGUUGAGAUACCUCAGCGGGUGACCAAGUAGCGUUAAAUCUUUCGACUCCAUCGACAACAUAACCU
Messenger RNA from Eremomyces bilateralis CBS 781.70, 2191 nucleotides. Its product is annotated as DNA topoisomerase IV, alpha subunit. Lineage: Eukaryota; Fungi; Ascomycota; Dothideomycetes; Eremomycetales; Eremomycetaceae. Gene Ontology annotation, biological process: reciprocal meiotic recombination; meiotic DNA double-strand break processing; meiotic DNA double-strand break formation. The record is from RefSeq and is a predicted model, not a curated record. Gene Ontology annotation, molecular function: DNA binding; ATP binding; DNA topoisomerase type II (double strand cut, ATP-hydrolyzing) activity. Gene Ontology annotation, cellular component: nuclear chromosome. The coding region runs from base 167 to 2011 and encodes 614 amino acids. The transcript has 7 exons.